AUGCAGAAGCGACGUCACGAAAUAGACAUUCAUAAAGACAUGUUAAGAGCGCAGAUCAAGUCUUCUGAGGAAGAAAGACAGACAGUCAGGUACAGUAGUGGAGGGAACGUAGCAACCUGUGUCAUUAGGGGGGUAUUCGGGUGUUUAAGGAAAGGCGUUUUUGAGUGACGUAAGACAACCGGAAGUGAACCGUUUUCCCUAGUAAACUCGUGAAUGCCCAAGGUUAUCCAAAGGGUUUUUGUGAUGGGUUUUGAUAUGUAAAUGUGUCACUCGCUCACUUUGAGUUGACAGAGAUCGGCUCUUCGGCUCCGAUCCGAACUCGCUGCCCAAUAUGAAAACGACAUGGUUCGUUGUUGCCGAAGGGCGCCUGAGUUGUACUUGCACUCACGCAUCCUCGUGAGAGAACCCUGCCUAAUAUUGCAAAAAGUGCACUUCCGGUUGUCAUGAGUCCCGCAAAAACAUCUUUGCUUAAGCUCGCUAUUUACCGGGUUCUUAGCUUAUGAGAGAAGACCCGGGGAACGAAGUUAUAUCAGUGAAAGGACAAAAACCGAUCGUGGGAGCAUGGAAGGUUGAAGAAAACGGAGUAAAUGUGUAGUAGACGGGGGAAAGGUGCUUUGAAAAGCAUGCAAGAUAAUCAGUAGGAAAUGGAAGUUAGUGGAAACUCCUUACUUUCAUGUCCUCACCUCUAGUACCUACAAGAGCCGAAACAGUCGUUUUUUAUCAUUAAUCAGAAUCGUCACCAAAUGCUCGAAUGAGACAAGCACGCGGUGGUAAAACGCAAGAUGUUGACUUACCUUUUGGGUUUGCUGGAUUGAGAUUCCACUUGCGCAUUUUCUUUCCUUGAGAACAGAGCCUUCCUUACUUUUCUUUUGAUGAUAAUAUGGUUUCAUUUUUCAUCUUGCAGCUCAGAACUUCACGAACGGAUAUCCAAGAUCGACAAAUUAAGAAAGAGGUAUGUAGUUUGUCAUCCACAAUAGAUAUAGAAAAUUCAGUGAAUCAACACAAGGACAACUGAAAACACAGGACGUGUAGCCAAAAGAAAAAACGCCCCAGAACUUAACUCGUCUGAAAGUGCAAAACCGAAGCAGUUAUGGAGUGACAUUUCGUGUUUUCUUACACCAGGUACGAAAUUCUGAUGAUCUCCAUGGCACCUCCCGAGGGGGAGGAGGAGAGGUCUCAAGCUUAUUACGUCAUCAAGGCAGCCCAGGAAAAGGAGGAACUACAGCGAGAGGGUGACGAACUGGAUGCUAAGAUAAGGAAAGCUGAAAAGGAGAUCAGGUUAGAUUGACUGGCUUUCUCAAAGUUAAGUUGGUCGUGAUCCGCUUCGGCUUCAUCAUCAUCGUCAUCCUCAUCAUUCUCAUCAUCAAAAAUAAAUUUCCAUUAUUUAUCUCGCCAGUAUUUAUAGCAUUAAUGCUAGUUGGGCUGAGCAAAUGCCUGAAACAAAUAAUUCAAAUUGAACUUAACAGGGUUAAGAAUCCCUGGACGGAGGCAAACCAGUCGGCUAUUUACAAGCGUGGACGAGGAUUUGAACUCGGGACUACUGAGAGCAAAUCCAGCUCAGUAGCGGUCAGAGCGGGACCAGCGCUCCAACCACUCGGCCACGCUGCCUCCGAUAUAUACGUACAUCAUCAUCAUCAUCAUUAUCCACCACCACCACCACCAUCAUCAUCAACAAUAGUUUUUCUUGAAAACUCAUUUUCGUCGUCAUUUUAUCGCUCUUAGAUAUUAAAAGUAUCGUACUUAUCUUUAAAAUCAACCUCUCUUAACCGACAGUUCUGAUAAUCUGAUACUGAUCAAACUAGUUUAUUGUAUUUUUUCUUCUCUUUAUAGGGCGUUAGAGAACACAUUGCGUUUGAUGAAUGGACGUAACGAGACUUACAGGAAAAGCUUCAACAAGGUAGACGAGAUGAGUGAGGAGUUUGACGAGAAGCAGCGCUUGGAAGAUCAGAUGCGUGCUGUAAUGGACAAAUACAAAUACAAACGUCGGCAAAUUCGCGAGCUUCAAGAGGAUUUGGGCUCCAUGCAGAACACGCUGGACAGUUUAACCGCAGACGAACAAGCUUUGGUUGAGGUUAUCACUGAAAAANCCUUCCUUACUUUUCUUUUGAUGAUAAUAUGGUUUCAUUUUUCAUCUUGCAGCUCAGAACUUCACGAACGGAUAUCCAAGAUCGACAAAUUAAGAAAGAGGUAUGUAGUUUGUCAUCCACAAUAGAUAUAGAAAAUUCAGUGAAUCAACACAAGGACAACUGAAAACACAGGACGUGUAGCCAAAAGAAAAAACGCCCCAGAACUUAACUCGUCUGAAAGUGCAAAACCGAAGCAGUUAUGGAGUGACAUUUCGUGUUUUCUUACACCAGGUACGAAAUUCUGAUGAUCUCCAUGGCACCUCCCGAGGGGGAGGAGGAGAGGUCUCAAGCUUAUUACGUCAUCAAGGCAGCCCAGGAAAAGGAGGAACUACAGCGAGAGGGUGACGAACUGGAUGCUAAGAUAAGGAAAGCUGAAAAGGAGAUCAGGUUAGAUUGACUGGCUUUCUCAAAGUUAAGUUGGUCGUGAUCCGCUUCGGCUUCAUCAUCAUCGUCAUCCUCAUCAUUCUCAUCAUCAAAAAUAAAUUUCCAUUAUUUAUCUCGCCAGUAUUUAUAGCAUUAAUGCUAGUUGGGCUGAGCAAAUGCCUGAAACAAAUAAUUCAAAUUGAACUUAACAGGGUUAAGAAUCCCUGGACGGAGGCAAACCAGUCGGCUAUUUACAAGCGUGGACGAGGAUUUGAACUCGGGACUACUGAGAGCAAAUCCAGCUCAGUAGCGGUCAGAGCGGGACCAGCGCUCCAACCACUCGGCCACGCUGCCUCCGAUAUAUACGUACAUCAUCAUCAUCAUCAUUAUCCACCACCACCACCACCAUCAUCAUCAACAAUAGUUUUUCUUGAAAACUCAUUUUCGUCGUCAUUUUAUCGCUCUUAGAUAUUAAAAGUAUCGUACUUAUCUUUAAAAUCAACCUCUCUUAACCGACAGUUCUGAUAAUCUGAUACUGAUCAAACUAGUUUAUUGUAUUUUUUCUUCUCUUUAUAGGGCGUUAGAGAACACAUUGCGUUUGAUGAAUGGACGUAACGAGACUUACAGGAAAAGCUUCAACAAGGUAGACGAGAUGAGUGAGGAGUUUGACGAGAAGCAGCGCUUGGAAGAUCAGAUGCGUGCUGUAAUGGACAAAUACAAAUACAAACGUCGGCAAAUUCGCGAGCUUCAAGAGGAUUUGGGCUCCAUGCAGAACACGCUGGACAGUUUAACCGCAGACGAACAAGCUUUGGUUGAGGUUAUCACUGAAAAACAAGCCAAGACGACAAAUUUGCAAAAGGAGCUAGACGAUCAAAAAACUAAGAAGGACAGGGCCUCUCGCGAGGCCGCUAAAAUUGCUCGCACUGUAAGAAGCGCGAAAAAGAGCCCAGGAGAACUUCAUGAAGAGAAGGAUAUGGACUUGAGAGAGCUACGAGAGUUUAACACGCGCACCAUGAAACAGAUGGGUGAAGUACUACACAAUUACCCGGAUCUCGCUCCCAGUGUCCAGAUUUAUUUUAGCCAGGCCGGGUUACCUAUGCCGCCGUCCCCAGGACCCGGGGCCUCUCGGCCUACAUCAUCGCGCAGUUCAAGGAGCUCAGGAACGGUCUCGUCCGCCCGGUAAGAUUGGAAAAACAUAUUUAUCCCUUAAAAUAUCGAGCUGAGUACAUGUAAUUGUACUACAAAGCCUUUUGUGUUUUUCUGACAUCGCAAGAUUUUAGACGCAGUACUUAACAAAAUUUAGCAUUGAAGUAAGUCUGUUCCUUGAUGGAGUUAGUUGGAGUAAGUAAGUCGCCUAAAUUGAUUAUUGAAUUUGAACGGAAUCUGUAUCAACGUCGCAUCUUUACCUCCUGUAUGAAGAGAGUUGGGGGCUCACAAUUUACACAAACCACCCGAGUGGAAAUCUUAUACAUAAGCAUGAAACAGUAUAAUAUAUAUGGUGGGAGAGGGGAACAAUCCAUUACAAUGUUUAUGUUGUAGUUAAUUUUUUAUUUCAGUUAAUUUUUAUUUAUCCAUUGUUUUGGGGUAUGGUAAUACAUGCUAACGAACUUAAUACAAAGGAAAAACAAAAAAAAACUGGAAUAAAAAAUUAACUGCAACAUAUAUAUUGAAAUCAGUUGAAUAGACUAAAAAAUGCAGAAAAAUUGCUUCCCCUCAAAUCACAGCCCAAAUUAGCCUGCUUAGCAGGCGCUUGGAAGUAGUGGGCACAAGAAAAAACGGGCGCGCGAGAGGGAGACACGCGAGGGGAGAGGUAGCACCCCUCGUGUGUCUCCCUCGCGCGCGUUUAUUCUCUUUUUCGCCCAUUACUUCCAAGCGCGUGUUAAGCAGGCUAAGCCCAUAUUUUCUGAAGCUUUCCAAUAAACUGAAUGGCGCGACUCAUUUGAUUUUCCCACCGGAAUUUCCGGUUUUCCAAUGCAAAUUGUUAGUACCCCAGAUGCCUUUGCACUUGAGUUGAAUGUUCUUCCUGUAACUGGUUUGUUUAAUGAUCGUCUUGUAGAUCUGAUGUAUCCACCGGAAGUCGGCGUGGUGUUGGUACAGUAGAUAUUGGAACCUUGGCUCUCACCGGAGCUGCGAGUCCAACAGGGGCCGGGAGCCCUAAACCAGGUAUGUUAUCUUAACAAAAUGCGCAUGUCCAAAAGGAUAGAAUGCCAAACUUACCGGUUCUUUGCUUCGGCCUCGGCUGUCAAAAGCUUUUGAAUGCAUCCCUAAAAACUGUCUGCAUAAACUCACAUAGCAAUAUUGAACUCACCCACAUAGCAAUAUUGAAUUGGGUAAUAAAGAGUAUGAUAUAUUUCGUUUUGUCUUUUUAUGAGACUUUAUUACAAUAGUUGCUCCUUUUAUACGACGAAUAAUUCCUUAUUUUCCUCAAAGAUAGUCAUCAUCAGCGCAAAGGCGCAUAAGGGCGACGCGCUGUCUGUCCAACCCGCCCUGUUUAGAUGGAAAAAGGCGAGGGCGCAAAACAAUUUCCUCCCGUGACGCGGGGCGGGGCGGGGCGUCAGUGGAAAGGAAGAAAGAAGAAAGACUAGAACACUCUCACGUGCUUAUUUCGCUAGCUCUUCAAUCCAUGAGGAAAAAGGAAGUGCUUGAAGGCUAGACUCCGUUAUUUCUCCAACAUACGUUGCCUUCGAUUGAUCUUUUACUAGGGUGACAGCACGUGAAAAGUUUAGUACAAUUUUUAACAUGUUUCAUUUGUUUCCAGGUGUGUCUCCAACGGGAAGUGCGCGGGGGAAGAAGUCAAGUUCCAGGCCGGGCUCCGCA
Porites evermanni is the source of this 5306-nucleotide messenger RNA. The record is from the annotation of a GenBank genome assembly. Lineage: Eukaryota; Metazoa; Cnidaria; Anthozoa; Scleractinia; Poritidae.